Molecule: messenger RNA, 199 nt
Organism: Dibothriocephalus latus
Lineage: Eukaryota; Metazoa; Platyhelminthes; Cestoda; Diphyllobothriidea; Diphyllobothriidae
Source: the annotation of a GenBank genome assembly
UGGAUGGGAACAUACCCUCGGCUGUCUUUUCUGCCAUCGGAGGCCCCUGUAUAGGCUCAGUGGUGCUCCCAAUCUACUGGGCUCGCCUGCACAAGAGCGGCCUCCUCCUGGGCCUCCUGGGUGGUCCAAUAAUCGCUCUGCUGGCUUGGGUUACUCAGGCUAUGACAAUGGAGGACGAAUUGUUGACCAAUCUUGGUAA